Messenger RNA from Zerene cesonia (dogface butterfly), 1378 nucleotides. RefSeq names its product ribosomal L1 domain-containing protein CG13096-like. The record is from RefSeq and is a predicted model, not a curated record. The coding region runs from base 183 to 1325 and encodes 380 amino acids. Lineage: Eukaryota; Metazoa; Arthropoda; Insecta; Lepidoptera; Pieridae. The transcript is spliced from 5 exons.
CUCUGCCGUCAAUUUGCUGUCGUUGUCAAGUGUCUAUGUCACAAGCACGUUUUAACUUUAAGAAUUGUUUGGGUAUUCGGUUCAUACACGGUUUUCGCGUGAUACUAAGAAAUCUAACCUAGAAAAAGUAACAUAAUAUAUUUGUUAACGUGUUCAUAACAAAACAAUUUUAAUAUUACAAAAUGGUAGCGAUUAAAAACUUAAGUAAGAGUCCUAAAAAAGAAAAAAUAAAAGACACCCCAAAAAAAGUCAAGAAUCUUUCAAAGACAGUGAUUAAUCUUCCACAAGAGAAAUCGGAACAGCAAAUAAAUAGCAAAAAAACUGUUCUGAAAAAGAAAAAAGUCAAAUAUGUUUAUCCUUCAAAAGCUGUCACUGGAAUUAUUGUGGAUUCAUGUUUAAAUGCCCUACAAAAGUUAACAGAACAUCAUAAUACGAAGAAUGUAAUUUUUGGCGAUGAAAGCCCAAUAUUUUUGCAAAUUCGUUGCAUUAAAAUUCAGAAUGAUAAAGGAAACAUUAAAUUUACUCUACCAUAUAGUACAGUUGCUUCUUCAGGUGAAGUGUGUUUAAUAACACCUGAUUUAAAAAAAGGCAAGAAAGUUGACCAUGAACCAACAAUUGAACAUUGGGAAGAAAUAUUAAGAAAAGCAGGAGUAACUAGUGUAAAAACUAUAUUACCAAUGAGGCAGUUAAGAGUUGAAUAUGAUCAAUUUGAGUUACGUAGAAGACUUAUGACACAGCAUGACUACAUCAUGGUUGACACAAGAGUCCUAAAUCAUGUAUCACAUCUACUUGGAACAAUGUUUUUCAAGAAACACAACAUGUUAAUACCAGUUAAACUAAAUGAAAAUAAAGAUAUAAAAAAGAGUAUUGAUAUUGGCUUGCGCACAGCCAUGUUGCGACUGAGUGAAGGACCCAUCUCUACUAUAGUUGUCGGACAUACAGCUAUGCCUGCUGAACAAAUCAGGGAAAAUGUGCUUGCUAUAAUUAAACAAUUUUCUGAAAAAUAUCCAGGUGGAGAAGCAAAUAUAAGAUCUCUUUGCAUAAAGUUACCACUUUCAUUAUCCCUACCUCUGUAUAUGACGCUGCGUUCAUCAAAUUUGAUUUCUGCUCCAAAGAUAAAGAAAAGCCAACCUAAAGAAUAUCAGUUCUAUGAAGAUGAACUUUCUACUAUACCUGGAAGCAGAGUGAAGGUUGGACCAGAUGGCACAGUAUAUUUGAAAAAAAAUCUGGAAGGUGAUGCAGAAGAGAAAGACAGUGCAGAAGAAAUGGAAGAUGAUGAAGAGGAUGAAAAAUUAGAAGACUUAAGUGAAAAUGAUGAUGAAUAAAACUAUUAUAAAAAUUAUUGUAACAUGUAUAUUAAUAAAGGCUCACACUUACA